AUGGCCACGGCCGUGCUCCGCCGUCCACUGCUCGCCGCGCUCCUCCCCGGCGGCGCCGGGGCGUCCGGGCCCUCCUCCCGGUUCCGUAUCCGGCGACGUAGGUCCCCGCCUCCUGCGCGCGCGGUGUCUUCCGACUCCCCCAAACCCGUCGCCUCCACCUCCUCUUCCGCCGGCGGCGACAGCCCCGAGGAGGAGCCGCCUGUCCUGCCGCUCCUCCAGGAGCUCGCGGAUUGCUUGGUUCUUCCGCCUAACUUCCUCGCUCAGCUCCCGCGCGACCUUCGUCUCGACCUCAAUGAUGCCGCGUUUGAUCUCUCCAAUGGGCCAGUCCUUGAUGAGUGUGGCCAAGAAGUGGGUGAUCUGCUCCUGAACCUGGCGAAAGCAUGGGAGUUGGCUGAUACGUCAACAUCAAAUAGCAUCGCCAAGCAGCUGCCGUCGAUGGAGCCCUACUUGACGCGUAGCCAAAUCAGUGUAGCGUUUGGCAAGCGGCUGGGGUCAUCUGGAAGGAGGUUUCAGUCAAUGGGGCAGUACGGCCAGGGAGAAUUCAAGAAGAUUGCUGAAACAAUGAUCAAGAAUGGUAAGCUACUAUCGACACGCCCAGUGGUUCAAUCUGAUGUUCAGGCUAUGAAAGAAAAAAAGAGACUUAAGUUUGGAGAACUUGAGUUCGAAGUGACUGCUGAAAGUGCCAAUAUCGGUGCCGCAGUAGCGGCAAUUUUUGGAUUCAUCUCAUGGCAACUAGCACUAGGCAUGCAAAAUGUUCCUGACAGUACAACGCAAUACGCAAAUGACAAUGCAUUGCAGCUGGCCAAGUCGCUCAAGACCGCACUGCUUGUUCUUGUCUACACAUCUACCGGCUUAUCCUUAUUCGCGGCUUUUGGGCUGCUGUUGCUAGCCCAACAGAUUAACUCUGAGAACAAAUUGGAGUAA
Messenger RNA from Miscanthus lutarioriparius, 924 nucleotides. The record is from the annotation of a GenBank genome assembly. Lineage: Eukaryota; Viridiplantae; Streptophyta; Magnoliopsida; Poales; Poaceae.